Molecule: messenger RNA, 465 nt
Organism: Bursaphelenchus xylophilus (pine wood nematode)
Lineage: Eukaryota; Metazoa; Nematoda; Chromadorea; Rhabditida; Aphelenchoididae
Source: the annotation of a GenBank genome assembly
AUGGCCGACGGCAUGAUCAUACUGAUUUUAUUGGCUAUAUGUCUAUCGGCACAUGGUAGGUAUAAAAAUCUUCGUCUAAAUACCUAGUAUAAUAUAAUUUUAGCGUCGAACCUGACCAUUUCCAUCGACGAGGAGUUGGCCCUCCACAGAGAACGCCGAGCUUGUCCCAGGAUCGUCCGCGUCGAGCCGCGGCCUUAUGGCGAAUGGUCCCGGUGGUCUUCUUGUUCGAAGACUUGCGGCGGAGGCGGAAUUCAGCAUCGCCGCAGGCAAUGUGUAGUGGAGAAUUGCCAGACCAGCGAGUCAAGAGCCUGCGGCAAUAUUCCAUGUGCAUUAGGAUGGUCGGAAUGGUGUGAAUGGGGCCAUUGUCGAGCGACUUGCGGCCAGGGAGAGCGGAUGAGGAUAAGAUAUUGCGAAGCCGGUAGGGUUUAUUGUAGAAAGAGACAUACUAUGACGCUAUUUGACUGA